GCAGGCAGGCGGAGAAAGACAGAUAGACGGAGAGGGAGAGAGCUGGUCCAGGAAGAGACGCGCAAGGGUGGUGACCCGUGACUCCGCAGCGCGCUGGAGGAGCCAGUCUGUUCGACACACGGCUCGUACCACUGCUCUGCGCGCCCAGUAGCGACGGUCCGCGCUCUAGUCAGCCGCGGCGCAGUAGAUACGUCCCGCCGCGUUCUAGCCAGACGACGAAGGCGCGCUGCGCGCACCGCUCGUCGCUCUCCCCUGACCAGUCCCUUCGCCUCAUCGCCUGGUCUCUGAUGCCGUCUCGCUCGUGAUAGCAACGGCAUCGGCAGCAGCAACAGCAACAGCAACAGCAGCAGCAACAGCAGCAGCAGCAGCAGCAACAAUUUUGUCAGUCGUGCGCGCGUGUCUCACAGAUCCCGAGAUCUCCCUCCCUACUUGCCCCUUUCUCUCUGUGUCUCUCUCUCUCUCUCUCUCGAUCUCUGGACACGUACCUGGACCCUCUUCUCGCGGAGGGAAGCGCUCGACGAGGCGACGGCACGCGCUUCCGAGUAUCGAACGAAUCUCUCAAGCGCAAAAUCAGGUGGGACGGUAUCGCGCGAGAUCGCGCUGCCUAGGCGUACGCGUGUGUCCGCGCUGUAUGCAGCGAGGGGAUCGCGAUCGACCGUGCGUGCGUUUCUCCCUCCGAGCGACCGAGCGAGCAACCGAUCGAUCGAACAUACCGCACGUACGUACGACGACGUACGUACCGUACGGCAGCGCGCGUGAAUCCAGCAGCCGAACCCAGUGAUCUCGUGACCUUGUGACACCGCCUGCGAGAGAGACAGAGAAAGAGCGAGCGAGCGAGCGAGCGAGCGAGAGAAAAAGAGAGAGAGAGAGACAACGAGAAGGGAAGGGAGAGAUGCAUCCGCCGAGAGACUGAGAGAGCGCCCGCCUCGGCCGUACGUAAGCCGAUCGCCACCGUGUCGCGGCGCAUGUCGACUCCUCCCAGCUCGCGAAGAGGGUCGGCGAGGAGGGAUCGAGGCGGAGGAGUAAGUCGCGAAGAGUGCGAGAGGAACGCUCGCUCUCUCUCUGUCUCCCUCUCUGUCUCUCUCUCUCUCUGGCCGGGAGGGAACUCCGCUUCCGCGAUCUCGCGAGUUCCGGCGCCGGGCUCGCUCGAGAGCCAUCGCGAUCGAUCUCGCGCCGUCGCUCACUCGCCCGCUCGCGACGUCCCGACGCGACCGGUAAGGACGAUCGAGCGCGUGUGCCGUUCCGUGAUCGCCGAGGACCGAUCGGAAACAGCUGAUCAAAGCCCGACCUCGCUGAUUCACCACUCCCGUCGAUCCUCCGGGAUCGUCGACGAAUGUCACGACGAUCUGCCGAUCGUUGCAGCCGGCGGUCGGUUCGAUCGUUCCUCGCGGACCGAGGACACUCCGUCGAGUCUCCGCGCGUCCCCUCCCCGUCGAGAGUGCCCGGUCUCGCGGUGGACGACGUCCAGGAGGACACGCGACAGGAGCGUCGAGCCUGAUCACGAGGAGAUCAGCGAGCCGCAGCGAGGGACGCACGCAGCCGUGAGCGGAGAUCGUACAUCGGAAAGCCGUGCGCGAGCGAUCGGUCCGGACGAUCGAUCGAUCGAACGAACGAACGAACGAACGAACGGCAGGAGGCCGCCGGGGGAGGCGGGGGGGGACUAUUCCCGUCGGAGCGGCAGCAGGAGGAGAGCGCCGAACCGCCGAGCGGCUAUCGGGGAAGCGUGGACGACGUCGCGCUGAGCUUCGGCUGGCAGCUGGAAGAGGGGGUUUCCUCGCGUUCGCCAGCCCCGGUGGUAGCCCCGGAGAGUCCGGCGGAAAAUCGAAGACGCGUCGAAAGCAUCAUCAUGAGCGAGGGCACGCCGAAGUCGCAGACGAAGAUCGUCGUGCCCGACGGUUCGCCAGCGCGGCCGCAGGCUGGCGAUGGAGGCGGCGCCGGCGGAGAUGGCGAACCUAUCGUCGGCGGCACCAAUUCCGAGAAGAAGUCUGGAUAUGAGACCAAUCUGUAUCUCUACAGUGAGGAGAUGGAGGACCGGCCGCGGAUCUCGACGUUGCUCAACAGCCUGGCUAAUUACAGCAACACCAUCCCCGCCGCGACCGACCCGGACACUAAACCGGCCCCGGCCGCGGGGGGUGGAGCGCGAAUGGGUACUCUCAUAGGUGUCUACUUGCCGUGCAUCCAGAACAUCUUCGGUGUGAUCCUCUUUAUCCGGCUGACAUGGGUAGUCGGCACCGCCGGCGCCAUUCAGGGCUUCUUCAUCGUACUCUGCUGCUGUUGCGUCACGAUGUUAACGGCGAUCAGCAUGAGCGCCAUCGCCACGAACGGCGUGGUGCCGGCCGGUGGUUCCUACUUCAUGAUAUCGAGAAGCUUAGGCCCAGAAUUCGGCGGCGCGGUAGGUAUGCUGUUUUACACCGGCACCACCUUGGCCGCCGCGAUGUACAUCAUCGGUGCCGUGGAGAUCGUUCUCACUUACAUGGCGCCGUCGCUCAGCAUAUUCGGCGACUUCACCAAAGACGCCAACAUUAUGUAUAACAACUUCCGGGUGUACGGCACCGGCUUGCUGAUGGUAAUGGGCACCAUCGUAUUCGUGGGCGUGAAGUUCGUCAACAAGUUCGCCACGGUGGCAUUGGCCUGCGUGAUUUUCUCCAUCAUCGCCGUUUACGUGGGCCUCUUCGUCAACUUCAACGGCAACGACGCUCUAAAGUUGUGCAUACUCGGCAGGAGGCUGCUGAAGGACAUCAACGUGUUGACCGACUGCAACAAGAACGUCAGCGGCGCGUUGCACAAGAUUUACUGCGGCAACAGCACUCAGUACGCGAAGUGCGACCCGUAUUACGUGGAGAACAACCUGACCAUCGUUAAUGGCAUUCGCGGCUUGGCCAGCGGCGUCUUUCUAGAAAACAUAUGGGACAGUUUCCAAGAGGAGGGCCAAUUGAUCUCUUACGGCAGCGACCCGAAGGACAUCGAUGUCCUGUCAGGAUCGAGCUACAAUCAGAUUCAGGUCGACCUUACGACAACCUUCACCAUCCUCAUUGGUAUAUUCUUCCCCUCCGUGACGGGUAUUAUGGCGGGCUCGAACCGUUCCGGCGACCUGGCCGACGCUCAGAAGUCCAUCCCGAUCGGCACGAUCUGCGCGAUCCUGACGACCUCCACCGUCUACUUGUCCAGCGUGUUGCUGUUCGCCGGCACCGUGGACAACUUGCUGCUGCGCGACAAGUUCGGUCAGAGCAUCGGUGGCAAGCUGGUGGUAGCGAACAUGGCCUGGCCGAAUCAGUGGGUGAUCCUGAUCGGCUCGUUCCUCUCCACCCUCGGCGCCGGGCUGCAGUCCUUGACGGGAGCGCCGCGACUGCUACAGGCGAUCGCUAGGGACGGCAUAAUACCCUUCCUCACGCCGUUCGCUACAAGCUCGAGCCGCGGCGAGCCCACCCGCGCCCUCGUGCUCACCGUUCUCAUCUGCCAAUGCGGCAUUCUGCUCGGCAACGUGGACUACUUGGCCCCGUUGUUGUCCAUGUUCUUCCUCAUGUGCUACGGCUUCGUCAACCUGGCGUGCGCCUUGCAGACGUUGCUGCGCACGCCCAACUGGCGGCCCCGCUUCAAAUACUACCACUGGAGCCUGUCGUUCAUCGGCCUGGCGCUCUGCAUCGCCAUCAUGUUCAUGACCAGCUGGUACUACGCGCUGUUGGCGAUGGGUAUGGCCGGCUGUAUCUACAAGUACAUCGAGUACCGCGGCGCCGAGAAGGAGUGGGGCGACGGCAUACGCGGUCUUGCGCUCUCCGCCGCGCGCUACUCGCUGCUGCGGCUCGAAGAGGGCCCGCCGCACACGAAGAACUGGCGGCCGCAGAUCCUGAUCCUCGCCAAGCUCACGGACGACUUGGUGCCCAAGUACCGCAAGCUCUUCGCCUUCGCCAGUCAACUGAAGGCCGGUAAGGGCCUCACCAUCAGCGUCAGCUGCAUCGCCGGCGACUACACGCAGAACUCGGGCGAGGCUCUGGCGGCGAAGCAGAGUCUCAGGAAGACGGUAGUGGAGGAGAAGGUGAAGGGUUUCGUCGACGUCCUCGUGGCGAAGAAUGUCAUCGACGGCCUGAGCUCGCUCGUGCAGACUACGGGAUUGGGCGGGCUGAAGCCUAACACGGUGAUAUUGGGUUGGCCGUACGGCUGGAGGCAGUCCGAGCAGGAGAGGACCUGGCGGGUCUUCCUGCAGACCGUGAGGAGCGUCGCGGCCGCCAAGAUGGCGUUGUUGGUGCCUAAGGGGAUAAACUUCUUCCCGGACUCCAGCGAGAAGGUGGUCGGCAACAUCGACGUUUGGUGGAUCGUGCACGACGGCGGCUUGCUCAUGCUACUGCCGUUCUUGUUGAAGCAACAUCGUACUUGGAAGAACUGCAAGAUGAGGAUCUUCACGGUCGCGCAAAUGGAGGACAACUCGAUUCAGAUGAAGAAGGACCUGAAGAAGUUCUUAUACGACCUGAGAAUCGAGGCGGAGGUCGAGAUCGUCGAAAUGAUGAACUCCGACAUCUCCGCGUACACGUACGAGCGCACUCUGAUCAUGGAGCAGAGAAAUCAGAUGCUGCGUGAGCUGCAGCUGAACAAAAAGCAGUCAUUAGGCGUGGUGCAGACAUUGGUGGACUUCAACGAGGUACCCGCCGAGGAAAAAUUGCCUCUGGUACAGGCGAUCGUGGACCAUCACCACAACGUGGACGCCAAGGUGCCGACGAAGGUGAGGUUCCAAGAGCCAGGCAGCCAGAACAUCAACAUCACCGACGACACGAAGGAGAAGCUGAUGCAGGAGACCGAGCUGAACAACAAGGAGCUGGAGACCGAGGAGAUCAACGAGAAGGACGAGGUGAAGGAGAACAACGACGAGGAAACAAAACUGAUCGGCGGCUCGCCCAAGGCGGAGAACAGGGAGAACACGGAGAAGGAGGCGAAAGAGGCGAAGGAGGCGAAGGAGGCGAAGGAGAACGCGCAGGAGAACAAGAAUCAGAGUCCGGAGGCUAAGAAACCCACGAUCACACCCGACGAGGGCGACGUGAGGCGUAUGCACACCUCGGUGAAGUUGAACGAGGUAAUCGUCAACAAGAGCCAUGACGCUCAGCUGGUCAUUCUAAAUCUUCCCGGUCCGCCACGGGAUACGAAGAUGGAGCGUGAAUCUAACUACAUGGAAUUCCUCGAAGUACUUACCGAAGGCUUGGAAAGAGUGCUGAUGGUGCGGGGCAGCGGGCGGGAGGUGAUCACCAUUUACUCGUGAAGUGUGAGGCGAAUGAGAAUUGACGCCGCUGCCUCGCAAAAGCAGAGCUCUAGUUUACUUCUCAGUGACCUAAACGACAUCACCCUAAGGAACACGCUGCUCUUGUGCUAUUGUCUGCGCAGUCACUUGCGCCGCGCGCUCUGAGUCAUCUGGGAAGAGGAGGAAGAGGAGAAGGGGGAGAGGGAUGGCUGACGACGAUGACAACGACGACGGUCGUUCGACAUCGGUACCGGACACGAAGGACACGAGGCAUCGCCAUCGAGACCGAUUAAUCUGCGCGGACCGCGACGAACGAUCGUCGGACGAUGAAGCCGGAAGCCGACGCGCGGAAGGAUAAGUUCCCUUUAGAUUGAGUUUCAGAACGUAGGAGCGCGGGUCACCCGCAUCAGGUGCACUACGAUCCGCCGGAACAGCAGGAGGCAGUUGCGUACGGCAGCGGGGACUGCUCAGAUAUCAACUCUCUCAGACAAAACUCUGUACAAGCUCAGCCGAGCUCGCCGGACACCGGGGGUAUCGCGUAUAUAAACACCCUUCUCGGAGAUCGCCGGAACACGAACAAAAAAAGAACAAACCAAACAAACGUAGCUCAACGACACGUCCCGAGUAAAAGAAAAGAAAAGCGAAACGCACUUGGACUCGGUUCCCGGCAAUCGAAAGCUGAAGAAAAUCUCACGUUCGACACGCUCGAGACGGAGGGGAGAACAAGAGUAGAAAAAGGAUACCGCAUAAAACAGGUAGAAGAACAAAAAAAGACAGGCAAACUGGCAGGCAUGGAGGGCGGUUGAGGUGUGUGUGUGUGUG
This is a messenger RNA of Harpegnathos saltator (Jerdon's jumping ant), 6046 nucleotides long. RefSeq names its product solute carrier family 12 member kcc (gene kcc). Gene Ontology annotation, cellular component: plasma membrane. The record is from RefSeq and is a predicted model, not a curated record. NCBI's taxonomy places the organism in Eukaryota, Metazoa, Arthropoda, Insecta, Hymenoptera, Formicidae. Gene Ontology annotation, biological process: chemical synaptic transmission; chloride ion homeostasis; chloride transmembrane transport. The coding region runs from base 1847 to 5245 and encodes 1132 amino acids. Gene Ontology annotation, molecular function: potassium:chloride symporter activity. The transcript is spliced from 13 exons.